Daphnia pulex (common water flea) is the source of this 1780-nucleotide messenger RNA. RefSeq lists its product as uncharacterized. The coding region runs from base 1 to 1440 and encodes 479 amino acids. The transcript has 4 exons. Gene Ontology annotation, biological process: phosphatidylinositol phosphate biosynthetic process. Gene Ontology annotation, cellular component: phosphatidylinositol 3-kinase complex. Gene Ontology annotation, molecular function: 1-phosphatidylinositol-3-kinase regulator activity. NCBI's taxonomy places the organism in Eukaryota, Metazoa, Arthropoda, Branchiopoda, Diplostraca, Daphniidae. The record is from RefSeq and is a predicted model, not a curated record.
AUGGCUUCCGCCGUAAGGAUCCGCUAUGUUUACGAAACGUCGUUUUUUGACGGACGCAACGCCGAUUGGACGUCCCAGCAGCCGGAGGAGGACACUAAUCCAUCGGAACAAGUUGAUUCUGCAAUAAAUCAUCCGAUCGUGCGGAAGAUCCAGCAGGCCGUCAUCAGAGCCAGGAAAGCGGUGGUGGCUUCUUCUUCUUCGUCCAGCAGCAAUCCAAAUAUUGACAUGACUGCUGGCCACUCGUCGCUGAUGGAGGAAAGAGAACAGCAGCGAUCGCCCAGCAUUUCCAGCUUGCAGACCAGCAGCAUGUGCAGUUCGGAAGAAGCCGAUCUGGACGGCCGGAUUCUCCUCAAUCGCUCCCGAUCCCUCCAGCAAACGCAUCAUCUUUUUCAUCAUUCGGUUGAUUCGCAUCAUCAUCAUCACCGCGGAUUCUCGCUCCACCUGUCGCCAAAACAAAGGACCAAAAUUAGCGAGGCCGUCCUGUCGCCCAUCUCCGACAAAUCGGAAAACGAAACAUGUCAAAUGCUCACGACAUCAACAACAACAACGCCGACAACAACCACACAAGUUCCUGCAACCACGUCGGCAGUUGCGUCGUCGUUCGAGUUCAAUUCGGUUCUCAGCCAUCGACGACGCCCACCUCAAUCACUUUUCCCGAGCAUCAUCAGCAGUCGGCCCGUCGGCGGAAGUGCCGGCGGCGGUUUCAACAGCUCCGACAGCGGGAUCUCAAUCUCGGCCAACUCUUUGGUAACCAACGACUCUCACGAAGCUCUGCAACCGCUCCACAAGCCGCCGCUCCACCUCUCGCUCGACAAUAGUCACGAAUUUCUUUCUUCAACUUCGUCCGAUCCGCCGGAAGAGAGUCUUCCGUUUCUCAUGCCUAAAUUACGUCGUGGAACCAACGACAUCCAGAACGGCAGCAGCGUGUUGAAGCCGCAAUUCACGGGCGGUACGGGCGGCGGCGGCGGCCAGCGUCAGCUUUCACUCACGCUGCCUUUCCCUCCGCUGCAGAGCCUUGCGUUCGUUGCGCCUGCCGUCGGCUUCAAGGACUUGGUCGACGACACCAUUCCCCUCAACAUUCAAAGUUGGUAUCACGGUUCCAUCACGAGACGAGAUGCUGAAAAACGGCUAAGACCUGCGCCGGCGGGUUCGUUUCUUGUCCGCGACUCGAUGGCCAGUCAUGACGACUACUUUCUAGCUGCCAGAGGUGAAAAUGGUUUCCUACACGUCCGUAUCUGCUGUCACAACUUGAGGCCUGGUGAAGAAGAAGAAGAAAACGAUCCCGUUUCAACUGGUCAAAAUUUCACGCUGGCCACACUGCCGGAUCGUCGUUUCGACUCGGUGGCAGCGACCGUCAAUCAUUGUGCCAAUAUCGGUGUCUACUCCAGGCACCUUCCGCCCGUCAUUCUCAAAUAUCCUUUGACCGAAGAGUCCGUUUAGAUGAGUGCUAUAUUUUUUAUUGAUAUUCAUCAUUAGACGACAACACAAAACACACACACACACACGGAAUGACAGGGCCCCCUAAAAGUAAACUGAUGGGAAAAGAAAUAGUUUUUAAAAACGACAUAACGUAAUUCGUAACAUAUCAAAAACACGGAGAAUGUAUUAUUAGGGUGUGUCUGCGGUAUAUACCUGUUGUGUUGGUUUCCCCCUCGUCAAUUUUCCCUUUAUUUUUUACGGGUCACACACAUUUUUUUUCGAACGUGAACCUAUUCGAUGUAAACCACUUUUAUUUUUAUCGGUUGUUUUGUUUGGAGGAGAGAACCAGUAAAUAAAAAUU